AUGAAACCCAGCUAAGAUUGAGCUAUACUCAACUAACUCUCUCUCUCCCUCUCUCUAAUAUAUAUACAGUCACAUAAAGAAGUAAAAAUAAUAUAAUGGCAGAUGUGCUAAGUGAAGAGCAAAUCGUCGAGUUCAAAGAAGCCUUCAGUCUAUUUGACAAAGAUGGAGAUGGUUGCAUUACUAUUGAGGAAUUGGCUACAGUAAUAAGGUCAUUUGAUCUGAAUCCAACUGAGAAAGAACUUGAGGAAAUUAUAAAUGAAGUAGAUUCAGAUGGAAAUGGGACCAUAGAAUUUGCAGAAUUCUUGAAUCUCAUGGCUAAUCAGAUCAAGAUAAAAUAUGUACAUAUCUGCAUCAAAUCGAAAAGGGCCUUUUUUUAUCAGGAAGAUGAUGCAGAGGAGGAGCUGAAGGAAGCUUUCAAAGUGUUUGACAAGGAUCAAAAUGGUUACAUAUCAGCUAAUGAGCUGCGGCAUGUGAUGAUCAAUCUAGGUGAAAAACUAACAGAUGAAGAAGUGGAUCAGAUGAUCAGAGAAGCUGAUCAAGACGGCGAUGGACAAGUCAAUUAUGAUGAAUUUGUUCAAAUGAUGACAAACAUUGGAUAGGAUUUCUUUAAUGAUGCUUAUAUUGUCUAUUAUUUAUUAUCUCUUGUUUAACGUUUGAUUAAUUGUUUAAUUAAUUAUUGUUAAUCUACCUUUGUAAUAGCUGAAAUGUUGGGUUUUUGAAUCUAUUUUCCAUUAAAUUUCUAAGUCAA
Molecule: messenger RNA, 748 nt
Organism: Olea europaea var. sylvestris
Lineage: Eukaryota; Viridiplantae; Streptophyta; Magnoliopsida; Lamiales; Oleaceae
Product: calmodulin-like protein 11
Exons: 4
Coding region: 96-599 (167 amino acids)
Molecular function (GO): enzyme regulator activity; calcium ion binding
Source: RefSeq, a predicted model, not a curated record